AUGCGCCAGGCUCUCAACUCCUCUUUUCAAGUUGCACGCGUCCCUGCAGUUACUCCAAGUACCUUUUACAACCCUCAUCGACAUUUUUGGAAUCUCGAGAUAGCUUGGCAUUCGUCCAUGUGGAUGCAAUUGUAUUUGCAGUUUACCGUGGGUUCGGGUCGGUACCGACAACCGCUCUCUGCCCCGACGCGACCGCCAUCUUUCAGUGCUAUCAAUCGCCCUUUCUUCCAUCUACCACCUGUUGACCUUUCUUUUCCUUCACCUAAGGUGACAUCUCCAGGGCUGGAACUUACGCCAGCUGAUGAGUCGGGUCCUCGGCGCUCGAAACGCUCCCUUGACUUACCAAAGCAGCAAUACUUGUCCGCAAACGAGCCAAUCACAUCGGAGUUUUACAAGGGGAUGGAAAGGCUGAAUAGUUAUAUUUGUAUGCUUCCUGAGGCAGGUUACAUGAUCCUUUUAACACGCUAA
Messenger RNA from Suillus discolor, 468 nucleotides. RefSeq lists its product as uncharacterized. NCBI's taxonomy places the organism in Eukaryota, Fungi, Basidiomycota, Agaricomycetes, Boletales, Suillaceae. The transcript has a single exon. The coding region runs from base 1 to 468 and encodes 155 amino acids. The record is from RefSeq and is a predicted model, not a curated record.